CGUACAGCCGAAUCCCCCAAUGCCACCCAUCUUACAAAUCUAUAUAUGGCCAUCUAUGGGUCAUGCGAGCUCGAGGGAAGUUACCACCAUGUGCCAAGCGCAGCCGCCUGCAGACCCCCAGCAGCGAUGGCACCAGCGCCGCUGCUGUCAGCGGUGCCGGGCCUCCUAGCAGCGGUUAUGGGGCCGGCGGCGGUGGGCUGGGGCUGGCGGUGGCGGUGGUGGCGACUGGCGCUCUGCUGGGUGACGGUGAUGGCGAGCUACAGCCUCCUGCCGCCAAGCGCAGCCGCCUGCAGACCCCCAGCAGCGAUGGCACCAGCGCCGCUGCUGUCAGCGGUGCCGGGCCUCCUAGCAGCGGUUAUGGGGCCGGCGGCGGUGGGCUGGGGCUGGCAGCGGCGGUGGUGGCGACUGGUGGAGGCCUCAGCGUCGCAGAGAUUGUCGCUCUCUGUGCUAUGCCAAGGCUGCAGCCAUCCACAGUGGAGGUGGACCAUGCCAUGAAGGUCCUGCAGAACCAGAAGCCACCACCAGCGCCCCCUGGCAGCCUUCCCAUGCAUCUGCGGCCUGCGGCACUGCAGGCCAUGAUAGUGGCAAUCCAGGAGGGUCGCUGCCCCCAGGAGGCGGCAUCUGUAUUCAUAACAGAAGUUGCACAGUGAGGGGUCAGGACACGUAUGUGGCAAAUGAGGCAAGUGAGGCAAGCAAGGAUGAAGGUUCCGUGUUAAGAACGUGGACAGUGGCUUUGUGGGGAUGACAGAAGUUGCACAGUGAGGGGUCAGGACACGUAUGUGGCAAAUGAGGCAAGUGAGGCAAGCAAGGAUGAAGGUUCCGUGUUAAGAACGUGGACAGUGGCUUUGUGGGGAUGACAGAAGUUGCACAGUGAGGGGUCAGGACACGUAUGUGGCAAAUGAGGCAAGUGAGGCAAGCAAGGAUGAAGGUUCCGUGUUAAGAACGUGGACAGCGGCUUUGUGGGGAUGACAGAAGUUGCACAGUGAGGGGUCAGGACACGUAUGUGGCAAAUGAGGCAAGUGAGGCAAGCAAGGAUGAAGGUUCCGUGUUAAGAACGUGGACAGUGGCUUUGUGGGGAUGACAGAAGUUGCACAGUGAGGGGUCAGGACACGUAUGUGGCAAAUGAGGCAAGUGAGGCAAGCAAGGAUGAAGGUUCCGUGUUAAGAACGUGGACAGUGGCUUUGUGGGGAUGACAGAAGUUGCACAGUGAGGGGUCAGGACACGUAUGUGGCAAAUGAGGCAAGUGAGGCAAGCAAGGAUGAAGGUUCCGUGUUAAGAACGUGGACAGUGGCUUUGUGGGGAUGACAGAAGUUGCACAGUGAGGGGUCAGGACACGUAUGUGGCAAAUGAGGCAAUGGCUUUGUGGGGAUGACAGAAGUUGCACAGUGAGGGGUCAGGACACGUAUGUGGCAAAUGAGGCAAGUGAGGCAAGCAAGGAUGAAGGUUCCGUGUUAAGAACGUGGACAGCGGCUUUGUGGGGAUGACAGAAGUUGCACAGUGAGGGGUCAGGACACGUAUGUGGCAAAUGAGGCAAGUGAGGCAAGCAAGGAUGAAGGUUCCGUGUUAAGAACGUGGACAGUGGCUUUGUGGGGAUGACAGAAGUUGCACAGUGAGGGGUCAGGACACGUAUGUGGCAAAUGAGGCAAGUGAGGCAAGCAAGGAUGAAGGUUCCGUGUUAAGAACGUGGACAGCGGCAUCUGUACUCAUAACAGAAGUUGCACAGUGAGGGGUCAGGACACGUAUGUGGCAAAUGAGGCAAGUGAGGCAAGCAAGGAUGAAGGUUCCGUGUUAAGAAUGUGGACAGCGGCUUUGUGGGGAUGACAGAAGUUGCACAGUGAGGGGUCAGGACACGUAUGUGGCAAAUGAGGCAAGUGAGGCAAGCAAGGAUGAAGGUUCCGUGUUAAGAACGUGGACAGUGGCUUUGUGGGGAUGACAGAAGUUGCACAGUGAGGGGUCAGGACACGUAUGUGGCAAAUGAGGCAAGUGAGGCAAGCAAGGAUGAAGGUUCCGUGUUAAGAACGUGGACAGCGGCAUCUGUACUCAUAACAGAAGUUGCACAGUGAGGGGUCAGGACACGUAUGUGGCAAAUGAGGCAACGGCUUUGUGGGGAUGACAGAAGUUGCACAGUGAGGGGUCAGGACACGUAUGUGGCAAAUGAGGCAAGUGAGGCAAGCAAGGAUGAAGGUUCCGUGUUAAGAACGUGGACAGUGGCUUUGUGGGGAUGACAGAAGUUGCACAGUGAGGGGUCAGGACACGUAUGUGGCAAAUGAGGCAAGUGAGGCAAGCAAGGAUGAAGGUUCCGUGUUAAGAACGUGGACAGCGGCUUUGUGGGGAUGACAGAAGUUGCACAGUGAGGGGUCAGGACACGUAUGUGGCAAAUGAGGCAAGUGAGGCAAGCAAGGAUGAAGGUUCCGUGUUAAGAACGUGGACAGCGGCUUUGUGGGGAUGACAGAAGUUGCACAGUGAGGGGUCAGGACACGUAUGUGGCAAAUGAGGCAAGUGAGGCAAGCAAGGAUGAAGGUUCCGUGUUAAGAACGUGGACAGUGGCUUUGUGGGGAUGACAGAAGUUGCACAGUGAGGGGUCAGGACACGUAUGUGGCAAAUGAGGCAAGUGAGGCAAGCAAGGAUGAAGGUUCCAUGUUAAGAACGUGGACAGCGGCUUUGUGGGGAUGACAGAAGUUGCACAGUGAGGGGUCAGGACACGUAUGUGGCAAAUGAGGCAAGUGAGGCAAGCAAGGAUGAAGGUUCCGUGUUAAGAACGUGGACAGUGGCUUUGUGGGGAUGACAGAAGUUGCACAGUGAGGGGUCAGGACACGUAUGUGGCAAAUGAGGCAAAAGUUGCACAGUGAGGGGUCAGGACACGUAUGUGGCAAAUGAGGCAAGUGAGGCAAGCAAGGAUGAAGGUUCCGUGUUAAGAAUGUGGACAGCGGCUUUGUGGGGAUGACAGAAGUUGCACAGUGAGGGGUCAGGACACGUAUGUGGCAAAUGAGGCAAGUGAGGCAAGCAAGGAUGAAGGUUCCGUGUUAAGAACGUGGACAGCGGCUUUGUGGGGAUGACAGAAGUUGCACAGUGAGGGGUCAGGACACGUAUGUGGCAAAUGAGGCAAGUGAGGCAAGCAAGGAUGAAGGUUCCGUGUUAAGAACGUGGACAGCGGCUUUGUGGGGAUGACAGAAGUUGCACAGUGAGGGGUCAGGACACGUAUGUGGCAAAUGAGGCAAGUGAGGCAAGCAAGGAUGAAGGUUCCGUGUUAAGAACGUGGACAGUGGCUUUGUGGGGAUGACAGAAGUUGCACAGUGAGGGGUCAGGACACGUAUGUGGCAAAUGAGGCAAGUGAGGCAAGCAAGGAUGAAGGUUCCGUGUUAAGAACGUGGACAGUGGCUUUGUGGGGAUGACAGAAGUUGCACAGUGAGGGGUCAGGACACGUAUGUGGCAAAUGAGGCAACGGCUUUGUGGGGAUGACAGAAGUUGCACAGUGAGGGGUCAGGACACGUAUGUGGCAAAUGAGGCAAGUGAGGCAAGCAAGGAUGAAGGUUCCGUGUUAAGAACGUGGACAGUGGCUUUGUGGGGAUGACAGAAGUUGCACAGUGAGGGGUCAGGACACGUAUGUGGCAAAUGAGGCAAGUGAGGCAAGCAAGGAUGAAGGUUCCGUGUUAAGAACGUGGACAGCGGCUUUGUGGGGAUGACAGAAGUUGCACAGUGAGGGGUCAGGACACGUAUGUGGCAAAUGAGGCAUGUGAGGCAAGCAAGGAUGAAGGUUCCGUGUUAAGAACGUGGACAGCGGCUUUGUGGGGAUGACAGAAGUUGCACAGUGAGGGGUCAGGACACGUAUGUGGCAAAUGAGGCAAGUGAGGCAAGCAAGGAUGCAGUUCCGAGCCGGUACAUCGGACGCGAAACAGGUUGCGUGCCGGGAAGUAGUGGGAUGGUGUGGUCGACUGGGCGCACUGGAGGCAGCCCCGGGAUGGGCUGGAACACGUCAGAGUAUUCAUCCAGC
Messenger RNA from Chlamydomonas reinhardtii, 3991 nucleotides. RefSeq lists its product as uncharacterized. The record is from RefSeq and is a predicted model, not a curated record. NCBI's taxonomy places the organism in Eukaryota, Viridiplantae, Chlorophyta, Chlorophyceae, Chlamydomonadales, Chlamydomonadaceae. The transcript is spliced from 5 exons. Bases 63 to 650 code for a protein of 195 amino acids.